AUCUUAUUUCCGUUUAGGUAUUUUAAAAAGAUGGCUGGGCAAAACCAGCGCUUGAAUGUGGUUCCUACUGUCACUAUGCUUGGAGUGAUGAAAGCUCGACUUGUUGGUGCUACAAGUGGACAUGCUCUUCUCAAGAAGGUUAGGCAGAACGUGGUUGUUGGCUUCCUCUGCCACAAUAAUAACAAAUACGAUGAUAAUAGAGCAGCAGCAGCAGCAGCAGCAGCUUCUGCGGAUCGUUCACGGCCCAAUCAGUUCCUCAUUUUCCCCUCUUCCUCCUCUCCUCGAUCGGCUGUCACAGCCGCCGCCGUCAUGGCAUCCAUCGGCGGCAACAAUCUCAUCACCUCCUCCAAUCACUUGAGGCAUGUGGAUUUCAUUACCAAUUUGCCUUCCGGGGCCGGAAAGAUUUCUCACUUGAAUGCUGUCGUCUUGGGGGAAGCUUCUGCAUCUGAGCAAGCCGAUCUCGUUUUACCCAGCCAACAGUUCUCCAGCCAGGCCCUCGUUCCUUCUCAUCAAAAGUACUUGGAGAUGUACAUGAGAUCCAUUCAGGAUCCUGCCGGAUUCUGGUCCGAUAUUGCGUCUCAGUUCUACUGGAAGCAGAAAUGGCCGGAACAGGUCUUUUCCGAGAAUCUGGAUAUUCGGAAAGGCCCUAUCAAGAUUGAGUGGUUCAAAGGUGGUAUCACCAACAUUUGCUACAAUUGUGUUGAUAGAAACAUAGAAGCUGGCCUCGGUCACAAAGUCGCCCUUUACUGGGAAGGAAAUGGGCCUGGCUUUGAUGACACUUUGACUUACUCCCAGCUGCUCCACAGAGUUUGCCAGCUCGCAAAUUACUUGAAAGAUAUUGGUGUUAAAAGGGGUGAUGCUGUUGUCAUUUAUUUGCCUAUGCUAAUGGAACUUCCCAUUGCUAUGCUUGCUUGUGCCCGAAUUGGUGCUGUUCACUCGGUUGUGUUUGCCGGAUUUUCUGCCGAAUCUCUUGCUCAGCGAAUUGUGGAUUGCAAACCAAAAGCUGUCAUUACUUGCAAUGCUGUUAAAAGGGGUCCCAAGAUCAUCCACCUUAAAGAAAUUGUUGAUGCUGCCCUCAUUCAAUCUGCCAAGACUGGGAUCUCAGUAGAUGUAUGCUUAACCUAUGAAAACCAAUCAGCCAUGAAGAGGGAAAGUACUAAUUGGCAGGAAGGAAGAGAUGUAUGGUGGUCGGAUGUUGUCCCAAAAUAUCCGUACACUUGUGAAGUUGAGUGGGUUGAUGCAGAAGAUCCCCUUUUUCUACUUUAUACUAGUGGGAGUACUGGAAAGCCAAAGGGUGUUCUCCAUACAACUGGAGGAUAUAUGGUAUAUGCAGCUACAACAUUUAAGCAUGCCUUUGAUUACAAACCAUCUGAUAUAUAUUGGUGUACAGCAGAUUGUGGUUGGAUUACUGGGCAUAGUUAUGUAACAUAUGGGCCCUUGCUCAAUGGAGCAACUGUUGUUGUUUUCGAAGGGGCUCCGAAUUAUCCUGAUCCUGGGCGAUGUUGGGACAUUGUUGACAAAUACAAGGUGACCCUAUUCUACACUGCCCCCACAUUGGUGCGGUCUCUCAUGCGUGAGGGGGGGGUUUCUUUCUCAGGUUGUUUCUUGAGUGUAUACUGUUGUUUUUUAAUGAUCAGAGAUGGGGCUUGCUUUUAUGAGGUCAUUUUACUGAUUGCCAUACUGAUCUUCAUCACCAUCACGCAGUAUGUUACUCGCUACUCUCGCAAGUCCCUACGGGUCCUUGGAAGUGUUGGUGAACCCAUUAAUCCAAGUGCAUGGAGGUGGUUUUAUAAUGUAGUUGGAGACUCUAGAUGUCCUAUAUCUGAUACAUGGUGGCAGACAGAAACUGGUGGCUUCAUGAUCACUCCACUACCUGGUGCCUGGCCACAAAAGCCUGGUUCAGCUACCUUUCCUUUCUUUGGAGUCCAGCCAGUCAUAGUGGAUGAAAAAGGGGUUGAGAUUGGGGGUGAGUGCAGUGGGUAUCUAUGUUUGAAAAGCUCAUGGCCUGGAGCAUUCCGAACUCUCUAUGGUGACCAUGAGAGAUAUGAGACCACAUACUUCAAGCCAUUCCCUGGAUAUUAUUUUUCUGGUGAUGGCUGCAGGAGGGACAAGGAUGGCUACCACUGGCUCACUGGAAGAGUGGAUGAUGUUAUCAAUGUCAAAGGACAAGGAAUAUAUGCCUUUGUCACUCUUGUGGAGGGUGUUCCCUAUAGUGAAGAACUCCGGAAAAGUCUUAUAAUGACAGUGCGAAAACAGAUAGGAGCAUUUGCAGCACCAGACAAAAUACAUUGGGCACCUGGUCUUCCAAAAACUAGGAGUGGAAAGAUAAUGAGGAGGAUUCUGAGGAAAAUUGCUUCCAGGCAGUUAGAUGAGCUGGAAGACACAAGCACACUUGCUGACCCGACUGUUGUCCAUCAGCUUAUUGAACUAGCUGAUUGCUGAAACUUCAUAGAACUUGUUCUUUGCAGGUCAUCCGUUGAGGACUGAAUCCUGUUGAAGGUCGUGAAAGUUGUACAUUCUGCAAAGCACUUGUUUUUCUUUAUCCUUUCUCUUACAAGGGCAAUAUGUGUCAGAUUCAGAUGUGUUAAACCGGUUAAUACCUUGUCUUAUUUUCCAUUUUUCUUUUUCAUUUUUUUUUAAGUGCAUGGAAAUUUGCCUUCUGAAAGUCAGUUAGCUGAUUGGGAAUUUGCUGUUUCUCAGCAUUCAGCUGUACCACAAGGGAUAUUGGUGUGCAGCAGAUUGUGGUUGGAUUACUGGGCAUAGUUAUGUAACAUAUGGGCCCUUUCUCAAUGGAGAAACUGUUGUUGUUUUCGAAGGGGUAAGGGAUUGUCGACCUGUAAAUACAUUGAGAAUUCAGAU
Messenger RNA from Rubroshorea leprosula, 2859 nucleotides. Lineage: Eukaryota; Viridiplantae; Streptophyta; Magnoliopsida; Malvales; Dipterocarpaceae. The record is from the annotation of a GenBank genome assembly.